Trametes versicolor FP-101664 SS1 is the source of this 1689-nucleotide messenger RNA. Its product is annotated as glycoside hydrolase. Gene Ontology annotation, molecular function: hydrolase activity, hydrolyzing O-glycosyl compounds. Gene Ontology annotation, biological process: peptidoglycan turnover; carbohydrate metabolic process. Lineage: Eukaryota; Fungi; Basidiomycota; Agaricomycetes; Polyporales; Polyporaceae. The record is from RefSeq and is a predicted model, not a curated record. The transcript has 9 exons. Bases 1 to 1689 code for a protein of 562 amino acids.
AUGGCUGCUCUCACAGAGGAGCAAAAACGCGAGAUUGGGCAGCACUUCGUCUUCGGAUUUCAUGGCUACGAAGUCAGCCAAGAUAUCAAAACACUCAUCAAGGAUUAUCACCUUGGUAAUGUGAUCUUGUUCAAGCGGAACGUACAAAGCAUCGCCCAAGUUCAUCGCCUGGUUCACGAGUUACAGGCGUUAGCUAAGAAUGCGGGCCACGCUCGCCCUCUCAUGAUCGGCAUCGAUCAAGAGAAUGGUCUGGUCUCUGCGUUCAGUGCAAUAGCCAGCGGAGAGGCAGGAACGCAAUUUCCUGGGGCUAUGGCCUUAGCCGCUACUGGCUCUGUCGAGCUUGCGUCGGAGGUGUCUGCGGCGACAGCUAAAGAGCUGCGCGCCGCAGGUAUCAAUUGGGCAUACAGCCCGGUUGGCGACGUCAACUCUGACCCCAGGAACCCCGUCAUCGGCGUUCGUUCGUUUGGGGAUGACGCUAGUAACGUCGCCCUCUACGUACAAGCAGUGAGCGCCGCUCUCACGUCGGGGAGGGUCGCUCCUUCUGCAAAGCACUUCCCAGGCCACGGGAACACCCACGUCGACUCCCAUCUCAGUCUGCCCAGCAUCCUCGUUGACAAGUCCGCGCUGAAAGCCACCGAACUCGUGCCGUUUGAGGCCGUCGUGCGCGAUGGCAUCGCUAGCAUCAUGACAGGACACAUGGCCCUGCCGCUUGUGACCGGAGACGAUAUGCCCUGCUCACUGUCCCGAGCGAUCACCACCAACCUCCUGCGCGACGAGCUGGGCUACAAGGGCGUCGUGGUCACGGACUGUCUCGAGAUGGAGGCCGUCGCGGAGAAGUACGGGUCUGAAGGGGGCGCGGUGCUCAGCUUGCAGGCGGGUGCGGACAUCGUUAUGAUCUGCCACACCUUCCGCCGCCACGUCGGCGCGAUUGAAGCCACCUACACCGCGGUGGGGGACGGGCGCCUUUCCAUGGACGCGCUGGAGGCCAGCGGUGCGCGCAUCGCGGCGAUGAAGGACAGGUUCGCCGGAAGCUGGGACGAUGUCUUCACACCUUUCGACGCGGAUAUCGCGGCCCAGUUGAAGCAGGAUCAUCGCCUGCUCAGCGCGCGCGCGUACGCUACCUCCCUCUCGCACAUCCCGAACACGCAGCCCUUCACUCCACUUUCCAAGGCCGGACCCACCGUACUGUUCACGCCACGUAUGGAGAACAUCAAUCCCGCAGUAGAUGAUCCGGAAGGACAACUUCGCGACGCCGCAGGGCGCCUGCGGAACACCGCUGGCCCGUCCUUCCUCGCGUUGGCCGCCUCUAUCGCGAAACGCGCGCCUGCGGUCGAGCAUGUCGUCUAUGCACCGGACGAAGAGAUAUCCGGGACGCUCAAGGAGAGCCUCCGGGGCGCGUCCUCGGUCGUCUUCGCCACGCGGAAUGGGUUCGAAAAGGGCGCUUGGCAAGUCGAGUACUUGCGGCGGGUCGCUGAGGUGGUGCAGAGCGACGGUGGUCUGUGGAAGAUCGUCGCGGUGUCGACGUGCGCUCCAUAUGACUUACUUGCGGCUGGGAGAUUGGACUUCCCUGGUAUUGCGACGUACGAGUUCACCAUCCCGGCGUUGGAGGCGGCCGCCGCGGCGAUUUAUGGUGAGAUGGAAAUUUCGGGCAGCAUUCCUGUCACUAUGGCUGUACCGGACAGUGUUUGA